UUGGUUUCAUACCUAAGGCCUUCUUUAUAUACUCAGCAAUAUGGGGUUUCCCAUCAGUGUCAAGCAUAUCAUCGUCCUGCACACAUUGUAGUAUUCAAACCAAGCAACGAAAAUGAUUCCGGAUAUUUUCAACAUCAUCAACAAGGCUCGCUAUAGCGGAAUCAUCGCUGGCCCGAAAACAGCCCCUUCGCUGUACCAACUAAGCGUCAAAGCAUUCGUCAAAGAGCUGGACCGCAAGUGUAAACCUGAAACGAGAAUCCCCGAACUACAACUUCUACCGGCUGUGGCAUUGAUAAGCAUACUGGAAGAGAUGUCCUGCUAUCCAUCGCUGAGGAAAAAACUUCAUCGGGAGCUGUGCGAUCCAGUUGUGUUUAUGAGAAUGUUCAUGCGAUUCAAAGCAGACAGAUUGGUACUAGAACGCUGCUUACGCAAAGCAAGUUCUAUAGGGAAGCCUGUACUACCGGAACUUGCGAAUAACUGGUGUAUGAUGGUUAACGAAAAGAAAUCAGAGGCAAGUUCAUCGUCAAUUCAAGAAGCGAUGGAGUUCGGAACAUACCUACAUGAAGCUGGAUGGGCUUUACAGAGCAUAGACGUGUUUGAUAUUGCAUUACGGAUGAUUUCGCAAUUGAAGGAGGAUCAGCACCAAGAAAUGGUGAAACUCAUAUGUACGCAGAAAUUACUAAGAGCCGAAGGUAGCGCGAUGUUGAUUUCAAAAGCCGAUAUAACAUGUAAUACCUUAUUGACGAUGAUCGAAGGCAUUGAAGACAAUGAAAUUCUACUCACAGUGUUUCUCGAAGUGGCAAAUCAUCAUUUCAAAGCUAAACGCAUAGCUGAAACUCACAAUUGGACAAGAAAAGCCAUGGAACUCAUGACCGAAUCAACCCCAGCUGAGCAUGUCAUAGAGAUCCUUCAACUGGAAUCAAUCUAUCUCUACCUAUCGCAACGCUACGAAUCUGCUGGCAUGAUCGUCAAUCAAGCUAUUCAUCGAGCUCGAUUAACAUUCGGACACUUACAUCGACGAUACGCAGACACAUUGUACACUUAUGGAGUUUCUCUACUGAAGAUAAACGCCAUUUCCGAUUCCAUCCCCGUGUUCCUGGAACUUCUGGAUAUCAUCACCAAACUGUAUGGUACCUAUACACCACACGUCGCCAUCAUCCAAAGCUACCUGGCAUACGGAUUCUAUCGCCGAUCGCAGGCCACCGGACGAUUCGAUAUGGCGUACGAUCACAUCCAGAGUGCAAUUACGCUGGCGAAGCAAAUAAUACCCGAGCGUCAGAAGGUUAUCAAUCACUUUUGCGGAAUUCGAGCCAUGAUAUUGAGAGGACACGAGGAUGUUUGGGAAGCUGUUGAGGAGAACAGAGCAGUCAGAAUAAAUAAUUUUUAUUUAUUCAGUAUUUCAGAAAUCAAACAUCUAUGCUUUGAAUUGCACGAUGAAAUCGACGCUUGA
Aedes albopictus (Asian tiger mosquito) is the source of this 1450-nucleotide messenger RNA. Its product is annotated as amyloid protein-binding protein 2-like. Lineage: Eukaryota; Metazoa; Arthropoda; Insecta; Diptera; Culicidae. Bases 113 to 1450 code for a protein of 445 amino acids. Gene Ontology annotation, cellular component: Cul2-RING ubiquitin ligase complex. The transcript has a single exon. Gene Ontology annotation, molecular function: protein binding; ubiquitin-like ligase-substrate adaptor activity. The record is from RefSeq and is a predicted model, not a curated record. Gene Ontology annotation, biological process: proteasome-mediated ubiquitin-dependent protein catabolic process; intracellular protein transport.